GGACGAGACGUUAUGCAUGAAUAGGUGCAAUUACUGAUUACUGCAUUACUAAUUACGGGUGUCGUGAAUAUUUAGCUUUGCCCUUUACUAAACACGAUAUUCAUUCGCGUCGUUGAUUUGUACUUUGAAUACCGCACAAGAAGAGCUUUGGUUAAAUAUUUAAAGUUACAAAGAGAUCGUGGGCACUAUAGUCAGAACAUUUCACCCAGGAAGUUGAUCAAACACUUGAACACAACAACAAGCAAAGAAUGUUGGAAGCCUUAACUGCAGCUGCCUCCCUUUCCUCGGCAACACGUAGGAUAUACCAGCAUUAUAAUUUUUUCGUUUCAGUUUGCCGUAACAAUAAAUAUCAUCUUUCAUUUUCUUUUAAAGCCUUGACUGCCUUAGUCAUUUCAUGUUUGGCGGCCCUUCCCCUCCAAAUUUCGAUGAUAGCAAUUGGAGCUAAAUAUAAAGACGAGUGCCCAGUGGAACCAUCGAUCCCGAUUUACUUGAUUGUGGCUGGAGCGGGUGGUCUUGUCGCCAACUGCUGUUCCUACGGCACACGAUAUCAGGAUGGAGCCGAAGGAGAGGAAAGAUGUGUAAACGCAAUACUGCAGCUAGUGGUGCAACCUUUCAUCUUCGCUUGUUUCGUCUACGGAAACGUGUUGAUUUAUAGAAACCGCCAGCCGAACUACGCAGAUCCAGAGAGCGCUUACUACUGUAACAAGACGUUGUACCUGUUUGCAUUCUGGGCUACCAACUCUUACUACAUUAUAUUUGUUCUGGUGCUGACCCGCGUCUGUGUUGUCGGCUUCAUCACGGUUAGGAUGAUUUGCUUCGCAAGAAAAGAAUAACAUUAUAGUUCUUUUUUUAAAGAAAAGUUUUCUUAAUAUAUGUGGCUGACUAAUAAUAUGUAGCUGACAAAUGAUUCAUUUACAUUCUGCUGACACUACCUAUAACGAAAAAUAUCUUGUAGAAUUGAAUGUUUUUAAAAUAAGAAUUUUAAGGUGAAU
This is a messenger RNA of Orbicella faveolata, 992 nucleotides long. RefSeq names its product transmembrane protein 272-like. The record is from RefSeq and is a predicted model, not a curated record. Lineage: Eukaryota; Metazoa; Cnidaria; Anthozoa; Scleractinia; Merulinidae.